AUGGGUAUUCUAGACACAAUCAAGAAGGCCAUCUCUGGCUCCGACUCCCAAGGCUCAGGUCCUGUCCCAUCAAAUACCGAGGAGGUUCUUCUUCCAUCUUCUGCUUCGUCCGUUGGAGCCGAGCGAUUGCCACCUUAUUUUCGACGAGUCAACCGUAUCAAUGCUCUCGAAGAUGCAAUCGAGAAACUUGACGAUGCCGCCAUGAAGUCCCGUAUUGCCACACUGCGUCACCAGGUUUCUUCUUCACAAGCAACCAUGGACAGCGUUCUUGAGGAAGUUUUCGCAAUAGUCCGUGAAGCCACAUUCAGAGUAUUAGGCCUGCGCCACUAUGAUGUCCAGCUGGUUGGUGGUAUGGUGCUGCAUGAUGGAUCUAUAGCUGAAAUGGUCACAGGAGAGGGGAAAACUAUAGUUGCGGCUCUUCCCUCUUGUCUAAAUGCGCUUACGGGUGACGCAGUCUAUGUUGUAACUGUGAAUGAUUACUUGGCGAAACGCGAUGCAGACCUUAUCGGACAGAUUCACCGCUAUCUAGGACUCUCAGUCGGCCUGAUUCAGUCUGGUAUGAGUCCUAAAGACAGACGGAAAGCGUAUGCAUGUGAUAUUACGUACGUGACAAAUUCUGAGCUGGGCUUUGACUACUUAAGGGACAAUUUGGCAAUGAGUAGCGCUGAAGUGGUUUCUUCGCGUCCGCUCGGGUUUUGUAUCGUGGAUGAAGCAGACUCAAUUCUUAUCGAUGAGGCGCGAACACCCUUGAUUAUUGCGGGAAGAGUCCCCACCGCCACUACGAAAUACGCCACUGCGCAGAAGGCUGCCGAGGCGCUCUCCAGAGAUGUACAUUACACCGUGAAUGAAAAAGAGCAAGCCGUCCUUUUAACUGAAAGAGGAUACUCAGAUUUGGAGCGGGCCUUGAAUGUGUCUGAUCUGUUCGAUCCCAAAAAUCCUUGGGCUUCGUUCAUCACGAAUUCUCUAAAGGCGAAAGAAGUGUUCAAGAAGGACAUCAAUUACAUUGUGGCUUCUGACAUACAAGAAACAGACAAGAGCGAAAUUCAAAUUAUAGAUGAAUUUACAGGCCGCGCGCUAAAGGGAAGGCGAUGGAGUGAUGGGUUACACCAGGCAAUUGAAGCUAAGGAAGGUAUCACAGUGGACACAAAAGAGUUACUCGACGUUUACGAACUGCCGGUCGUGUCUGUACCGACUGCUUUACCGUUGGGACGGAAGGAUUACCCCGAUGUAGUUUUCAAAAACUCGAAAGGAAAGUAUCUUGCGAUAAUGAGGGAGAUUGCAAGAGUAGCACCUUCCGGACGACCAAUUCUCAUUGGAACGACUUCCGUCGAAGCAUCGGAGACACUGUCGAGUCUUCUUUCGGAAGUCGAAGUCGACCACGACGUCUUGAACGCAAAACCAGAGUCUGCGUUGCGUGAAUCAGAGAUUGUUGCCCAGGCAGGCCGAAAGUUUUCUAUAACUAUUGCGACAAACAUGGCCGGGCGUGGAACAGAUAUUCUGCUCGGCGGUAAUGCCGACUACUUUGCCCGAGCUCUCGCUCGCCGAGAGCUCGUAUCGCAAAAUGAAAGCCUUUUCAAAAUUCUUAGCGAUCCUACCCAACCUGUACUCAUUGAUGACGAUGUAUUACCGGUUGAUAUUUCGGAAGAAGCUAUGACCAAAAUGCGUCGGUGCGCGACUGUGGUGGCCGAAAAUGUUGGGGUUGCGGCUUUGUCGUCGCUAUUAUUUGUUGAUGAGAUCGUUGGCGUUGCAGCGGAGGCUGGGUUGAUCCCUGAACACAUGAAAGGGGUAGAUAGACUUCGAGAAUCUAUGCGAGGAAUUCGAGAAGAAUUGGAGGAGACGGUCGCAGAGGAGAAAGAAGAAGUUCUUGAGUUGGGCGGUCUGUACGUCAUCGGAACAGAGCGGGCGGAGUCACGAAGAGUUGACAAUCAGCUCCGGGGUAGAGCGGGACGACAGGGAGAUCCAGGAAGCAGUCGCUUCUUCCUUGCGCUGGACGAUCGCCUCUUCCGUGUGUUCGGCGGUGAUAAGGUGACUGGGAUAUUGGAUACUUUCCGAGUUGGGGAAGAAACACCUAUAGAGAACUCCCUCGUCAACAAGACUUUGGACUCAGCGCAAGAAAACGUUGAGGCCUACUUUCGAGAAAUACGUGAGCAGCUGUUUACAUACGAUGAAGUCCUCUCGAAGCAACGCUCCGCUUUUUAUGCACAGAGACGCAAAAUUGUCCUCGGAGAUGCAGCUUUCAUUGCUGAACGACUGAAAUUUGACUCUGAGAAAACAGUACGCGAGAUCCUUCCCAAUUUUGUGAACCGUGGAGAUGGAACUGGGAACGACUAUGUGAGACUAUCUUCGAAGCUUGUACAGUUUUUUGAUGGUAUGUCGAACAUCUCGAAGGCGGAACUGGAAAAUGUUAAAGACAUUGAUGAGUAUGUGCUCCGUCAACUCGCGGUCCUCAUGGAAACGCGGAGGGACGAAUUAGAGUCUCGAAAGGCAAGUUUCAGUACUGAGGUAUGCCGCUUUCUGUGGCUCACGCAAAUGGACAAUCUGUGGAUGGAGCACAUGAAACAAAUGGACUAUCUCAAGGAGUUCAUAGUGUUGAGAUCUUACGCCAGUGACGACCCGCUGCAGGCGUACCAGAUAGAAGGGUUUGAAAUGUUCACUGCGAUGCAAGAUGCUAUACGACGUAACUCUGUGUACUCGUACUUCCAGUACAAGGCGGAUAACGACCAAACACAGAGCUGCAUUGGAUACUGCAACUUAACAAUUAGAUGGUCAAGACAUGAAUGUUCGGUUUGCUGCUUAAUCGCACACAGUACGGUAUGA
This is a messenger RNA of Chondrus crispus (carragheen), 2817 nucleotides long. RefSeq lists its product as hypothetical. The record is from RefSeq and is a predicted model, not a curated record. Gene Ontology annotation, cellular component: membrane. The transcript has 3 exons. Gene Ontology annotation, biological process: protein targeting; protein import. Gene Ontology annotation, molecular function: ATP binding; ABC-type protein transporter activity. NCBI's taxonomy places the organism in Eukaryota, Rhodophyta, Florideophyceae, Gigartinales, Gigartinaceae. Bases 1 to 2817 code for a protein of 938 amino acids.